Lathyrus oleraceus (garden pea) is the source of this 1793-nucleotide messenger RNA. Its product is annotated as E3 ubiquitin-protein ligase PUB22. Lineage: Eukaryota; Viridiplantae; Streptophyta; Magnoliopsida; Fabales; Fabaceae. The coding region runs from base 291 to 1553 and encodes 420 amino acids. Gene Ontology annotation, biological process: protein ubiquitination. The transcript has a single exon. Gene Ontology annotation, molecular function: ubiquitin protein ligase activity. The record is from RefSeq and is a predicted model, not a curated record.
UCUCUCUCCCCUCUCUCUCUCUCUUCAUUCAAAGCCUCUUAAACUUUUUCCGUGUUUUUGACUAAUCCCACAUUCAUCACACGCUCCUCCAUAUAAAUAACACCACCACACCCCUCUCAUCAUUUCAUUCCAAAACUCUCAAACCAUCACAAACUCAAUUCUCCAAUCAAAUAACAAAUAAUCCUUCUUUAUCUUCCAUCUGGUCUCUGUAUUCAUCUGUUCGCAACUGCAACUGCAGAGAUUAAUCAUCUGAAUAUCUGACAGUUAGAUUCUUUUAUCUAUUACAAGAAAUGAAUCACGAUGAGAUUGAUGUUCCUACCUAUUUUCUCUGUCCCAUUUCAUUAGAAAUCAUGAAGGAUCCGGUAACAGUUUCAACCGGCAUAACCUACGACAGAGAAAGCAUCGAAAAAUGGCUAUUCUCUAAGAAGAACAAAACAUGUCCGAUCACAAAACAACAGCUAUCAGAUUACACUGAUCUAACACCAAACCACACACUUCGAAGACUCAUUCAAGCUUGGUGUACACUAAACGCUUCACAAGGAAUCGAAAGGAUCCCAACUCCGAAACCACCGAUCAACAAAAUCCAAAUCGCGAAACUCAUCAAAGAAGCUUCUCACUCAAAUCUCACCAUUCAGAUUAAAUCUCUCAAAAAACUUAAAUCAUUUGCUUCUGGUAGUGAAACAAAUAAACGCUGCAUGGAAGAUGCUGGUGCGGUUGAGUUCUUAGCUUCUAUUGUGAUAAACAAUAGUUCCAACAUCGAUUCCGCGUCUUUAUUAAUAUCAGAAACUAACGUUAAUCCCGCUGAUGAAGCAUUAAGUAUACUUCAUAACCUUCAUGUAUCUGAAGCUGGAUUGAAGAAUCUACUCGCUUUCAAAAACGGCGAAUUCAUCGGCUCGUUAACGAAAGUUAUGCAGAAAGGUUUCUUCGAAUCAAGAGCUUAUGCAGUAUUUUUACUAAAAUCAAUGUCAGAAGUAGCUGAACCAGUGCAGUUACUACAUCAAAACACCGAGUUAUUCGUCGAACUGGUGCAAGUUUUGAAGGAUCAAAUAUCACAAAAGGUAUCAAAAGCGGCACUUCAGACACUAAUCCAUCUCUGUCCAUUUGGAAGAAACCGAAUCAAAGGUGUUGAAGCAGGAACAGUUCCUGUCUUAAUCGAACUUCUGUUGGAGAAUUGCAAAGACAGAAAACCAAAUGAAAUGAUGUUGGUUUUGUUGGAGUGUCUCUGUCAGUGUGCUGAAGGAAGAGCUGAACUUCUGAGACAUGGAGCAGGAAUGGCUGUUGUUUCGAAGAAGAUUCUUAGGGUUUCGUCGGUCGCGAACGAUAGAGCUGUUCGGAUUCUGUUGUCUGUUUCAAGAUUCUCUGCAACUCAUAAUGUUGUUCAAGAAAUGCUUAAGCUUGGUGUUGUUGCUAAACUGUGUUUGGUUCUUCAAGUUGAUUGUGGAAGCAAGACUAAGGAGAAAGCUAGGGAGAUUCUUAAGAUGCAUGCUAGGGUUUGGAGAGAUUCUCCAUGCAUACCUAGUAAUUUGCUUUCUUCAUACCCUAAUUAUAUCUGAAAUUAAUUACUAUGAUUAUUAGAUGGAAAAUUAAAUUUUGAUUUGGAAUAUUUUAUCAAUUAUGUACAAAGUUAGAUGGAAAAUACAAUAUUUAGGAAUGAAUGAUAUAGUUAGGUUAUUUGGAUAGCAAAAUAGCAUUGAGUACACACUGUGCAAGAAAUUAUUGACACAGAUUAUUUUUCUUAUGAUUAUUUAUACUUUAUGCCAAUUUAAGAAAAUGGAAUCUCUUAUUUAUUUCUC